UUAUUAAAUUGCUUUGUUUACAGUGUUGCUGAAGUGGAAAAUGCUUCACAAUGCAGUGAUGAAGACACAGUGGCUGAUGUUCCAGUUGCUACAACAGCUAAACUCAAGUCAAAAAAAUCCAAAAAGAAACAACAGUAUGAUGAUGUUGCUGAUGAGCUGGAAGCUCUGACUUUAGAGAUGUCAAAUCCAAAAACUGACUCUGCCAUCAAUGGAUCAGCAAUGUCAAAACCAUUGGCUAAAUCCAAGGCAAAGAACAUCAGUCCAGCUCUCUCAGACAGUGAAGAGGAGAUGCCAGUGCAAGUCAAGAGCAAAUUCCGUGGUUUUGCUGCCCUGGCUGGUGAUAUGAUGGAUGUCAGUGAUGAUGACACAAACAGUGAUGAUAGUGAUACUAAACCUACUAUUAACCAUCCUUCAAAACAAACAAAGAAAAAUAACAUCAAGUAUGAAGUUUCUGAUGAAGAUUCAAAUGAUUCAGACAAGUUGAAUUCUUCUCCUGAGCGUGUAAAAGCUGUAAAAAAGAAAGCACCAAAAAAGGAACCUCCAAAGAAAGAUCUCCCUAAGAAAGACCCUCCUAAAAAAGAUAAGAAAAAAGGGAAGAAGGCAAAACAAGAAGUUGAAGAAGAAGAUUUUGAUGCCAUUUUAGCUGAAGCUCGAGCAGCUGCAGGGGCAACAGAGCCCAUUGUUGAACCUGAAGUGGUUGAAGAAGAAAAAGUUCCUGACACAAAACAAAAAAAGACUAGAAGAAAAAAGGGGAAAGAAAUAGAAGAGCCUGUUGUCACUGAUGGUCCUGAUGAUGCAGAAGUAAAUAAUGUGGAUAGUUUAGAUGCGAAGGCUGUGAGUGAGGCAGCUGAGGUGAGACCAGCAUCUGGCACCAGCAGUCCUGAAGAGGAAGAUGACUCGGUAGAGACCCGACCUAAAAAAGAUGCCACUAAAAAUAAGAAGAAGAAAGAAGAAGAUGAUGAAAAAAAGAAGAAGAAAAAUGCCCCCAACAAGAAGUUGCUUGCAGCCAUGAAGGAGUUGCAGCAGAAACAAAAGGAAGAAGAGGAUGCGCGUCGUCAACAAGAAGAGGAAUUAAGAAGGCAGGAGGAAGAAAGGAUACGCAUAGAAGAAGAGAAUAGGCGUUUAGAGGAAGAGAGGAAGGAGAGGAAGAAGCAGAAAGAAAAAGAGCGUAAAGAGCGGCUAAAAGCUGAGGGCAAACUAUUGACUGCCAAGCAGAAGGCCGACCAGAGGCGUGCGCAGGAAAUGUUGGAACAUCUCAAGGCUCAGGGCCUUGUUGUCGGUGCAGCAGAUAAAAAGACACCGCGCCUGGGCUCCAAAUCCUUUGCUAAAAAGAAGUCCAAGGCUGAAGAAAAGCAAGUUGCUGGGAGCGAGACUGCAGACCUCGUGGACACUGAACCUUCAGCUGCUGUAGCUGAGCACCUCGUGGAGAGCGCGGUGCUUAAAGAGGAGCCGGAGGAGGAGGGCGGCGUGAAGGACUCGUGGGACAUCAGCAGUGGCGAGGACAAUGACGAUGAGCAGGAGGCAGAGGAAGAAGAAGGCCAGGAUGACGAGACUGAAGAGUCCUCUGCCAGCACCAAACUUGAAGUUGCAAAGGAUGAGGCAGUUGAAGAGAGUCGCACUGAAGAAGAGGUCAGUGAAAGUGAAGAUGAAGGAGAAUCUGAUGAAGAAGUGAAAGAUGAUCAGAUGUCACAGAGAGAGAAGGUGAUCGCUCGCCUCCAGAAACGGCGAGAGCUCAAUGAGAAAAAUAGGGACAUACGUGUCCUCCGCGCUCCCGUGAUCUGCGUGCUGGGCCACGUUGAUCAUGGCAAGACCAAAAUCCUGGACAAGUUACGCCGCACGAACGUGCAAGAAGGCGAGGUGGGCGGCAUCACCCAACAGAUCGGUGCCACCAACGUCCCUGCUGAAGCCAUCGCCAACCAGACCAAGAUGGUUAAACCUGCGUUUUCCAUUGAUCAAAUUGACUUCCCCGGUCUUCUCAUCAUCGACACGCCUGGGCACGAGAGCUUCAGUAACUUGCGUAGCCGCGGGUCCUCGCUGUGCGACAUGGCGAUCUUGGUGGUGGACAUCACCCAGGGCCUUGAGCCACAGACCAUCGAGAGUAUCGAGCUUCUCAAGAAGCGCAAAACUCCUUUUGUCGUGGCCCUCAAUAAAGUUGAUCGCGUGUUUGAGUGGGAGGGCAACCAGCACAAAGACAUCAAGGAGGUGGUCCAAGCACAAGCUGAAUUUGCUAAGAAUGAUUUCGAGCGGCGAGUUAAAGAAAUUACCAUUAGACUCAAUGAGCAGGGUUUGAAUGCUGCAUUGUUUUACGAGAAUCCUGACCCACGAACCUACGUGUCCCUGGUGCCCACGAGCGCCAUAACAGGGGACGGCAUGGGCAACUUGAUUGCCUUAAUAUGCACCAUGUGCCAAGCUAAACUGGCGCCGCAACUACGAUACUCGGAGGAACUGCAAUGCGUUGUGCUUGAAGUCAAGACCAUUCAAGGCUACGGCACUACCAUCGACGUCAUUCUUGUUAACGGGAGGUUGCGUGAGGGAGACAAUAUUGUCCUGGCCGGCACUGAAGGACCUAUUGUCACUCAAAUCAGGUCAUUGCUGAUGCCAAAACCAUUGAAAGAGAUCCGUGUCAAGGGGUCGUAUGAUGAGUUCAAGGAAAUUAAGGCGGCGCAAGGGGUAAAAAUAGCAGCCAAGGAGUUAGAUAAAGCCAUUGCUGGCCUAAGUUUGCGUGUGGCACAACACGAAGACGAGAUCAGCGUACUGAAGGAGGUUGUGCACAAGGACUUCACAUUGGCUAUGAAGGCCAUUAAGGUGAAAGACAGAGGCGUGUACGUGCAAGCGUCGACUCUCGGAGCCCUGGAAGCGCUGCUCGAGUUCUUCAAGACCAAGGGCAUACCUUAUUCAGGCAUUCGCGUCGGGCCCGUUGUUAAACGCGAUGUGAUGAAGGCGGCAGCCAUGCUAGAACAUGAUGAUAAAUAUGCCGUCAUUCUUGCCUUCGAUGUCAAGGUUGAUCGAGAUGCCCAGGAGCUCGCCGACCGGGAAGGCGUCAUCAUAUUUUCCGAGGAAACAAUUUAUCACCUGGGCGACCGCUACGUCGAGUUCCUGGAGGAGCACAAACGGAAGAAGCAAGAAGAGAACCGCAGCAUCGCCAUCUUUCCCUGCAAGAUUAAAGUUCUGCCUACCGCGAUCUUCAACAAGAGGGAUCCGAUUGUGCUGGGUGUCACUGUGGAGCAAGGCGUCCUCAGAACCGGCACAGUUCUCUGUGUUCCUGCAAAGGAGUUUGUUGAGAUCGGCGUGGUGUCGUCUAUGGAGUUCGACCACAAGCCCGUGGACAUCGCCAAGAAGGGAGUGGACGUGUGCAUCAAGAUCGACCCGUCGCCGGGCACCACGCCUAAGAUGGUUGGCCGACACUUCGAGGUCACCGAUGAAAUCGUCAGCAAAAUAUCGCGGGAAAGCAUAAAUGCCUGCAAGGAAUACUUCAGGGAUGACUUGACCAAAACUGACUGGAAGCUCAUGGCCGAAUUGAAAAAGUUAUUCGAUAUUUUAUAGUAUCACGUGUGCUAUAGCCGCAAUUUCGUAUUGCUGUAAGACUUCUGAACUCACUUGCCUCUCGAAUAUAAGUGAUUUCCACGAAACUGCUUGUCAAGCCCUGGUAUUUUGUAGAGAUUUUUCCAUUUAUGUUCGUAAGAAGAUCAUUGUGUUUUUACGUUUAUUUACCAUGCAAUGUGGAGUAGCAUACCGUUGAACAAGUUAUUUGAGGUGCAGGUUCGGUGUCCCACGUUAUCGAAUCGUAAGGGCUUACGCAGUGGAAGUCGAAUUCUAUUUAAGCGUUUAGGGGGUUUGUUUUAGUGCAGUUUUUUUAUAAGGAAUGUUAAAUUCCCACACUGCUUGCCACUCAAUAUAGUAAAAACUGAGUUUUUGAUGACGUUUUAAACAUUUUCUUUGUAUAGA
This is a messenger RNA of Hyalella azteca, 3945 nucleotides long. It is a transcript of the gene eIF5B, whose product is annotated as eukaryotic translation initiation factor 5B. The transcript is spliced from 14 exons. Lineage: Eukaryota; Metazoa; Arthropoda; Malacostraca; Amphipoda; Hyalellidae. Bases 178 to 3543 code for a protein of 1121 amino acids. Gene Ontology annotation, molecular function: GTP binding; translation initiation factor activity; GTPase activity. The record is from RefSeq and is a predicted model, not a curated record.